AUGUCGCUGCCACAAAGAUUCAAUCUGGGCAUCGUCGGGUGCGGCCAGAUGGGGACUUCCAUAUUAAGUGGGAUCCUCAAUGGCGAGGUGGAACGUCGACAGGAAGACCAGCCAGGUUGGACGGUUAAUCAUAUCUUCAUCUCGGUCCAAUCCGCCUCGUCUGUUGACCGGCUUCGCAAUUUGCUCUCCCAGCACUUGCCCCGCGUUACAAUCUACCAGUCGGACAACCUAGCCACUGUCCGGAACUCACAUGUUGUGAUUCUGGGAUGCAAACCCGCUCUGAUGCAUACGAUCCUUAGUGAAACGGGAAUGCGAGAAGCACUGGAAAGCAAAAUCCUAAUCAGUAUCUUGGCGGGUAUGGACACAAAGUCCACACAAGACGCGAUCCUUGCCAACGGCAAUCCAGCAGAGCAUCCUGAGUCCCAAGUACAUGUGGUUCGGGCAAUGCCAAAUAUUGCCGCGAGAGAGGGCGCAUCAAUAACGGUUGUUGCAUCGCCUGCACGCGAAUCAGAUCGGGAUGCCGUCCGAGUCACACAGUGGCUGUUCAAUCAUGUCGGAAAGACCCAGGAAAUCCCAGAAUCUCAGUUUGAUCUGAUCGGAUCCUUAGCCGGGUGCACUAGUGCCAUGUUCACAGUGGCGAUCGAUGGAUUGCUCGAUCAAUGCGUUGCAGGCGGGUUCAAACGCUCCGAGGGCUUACAAGUGAUCACGCAGACGCUGUUGGGCCUUGCCAAGCUGCUGGAAGCAGGGAACCACCCUGCUGCCUUGCGAGAGGAAGUUUCCUCGCCAGGAGGAAGCACCAUCCAGGGCCUGUUGGAGCUUGAGCGACAAGGGGUGCGGUCUGCAUUCGCCUCUGCUCUUGGGGCUGCCGGCGAGCGGGCCAGGGAAUUGGGCCGUAAAUAG
This is a messenger RNA of Penicillium canescens, 900 nucleotides long. Its product is annotated as pyrroline-5-carboxylate reductase family protein. The record is from RefSeq and is a predicted model, not a curated record. Gene Ontology annotation, biological process: L-proline biosynthetic process. The transcript has a single exon. NCBI's taxonomy places the organism in Eukaryota, Fungi, Ascomycota, Eurotiomycetes, Eurotiales, Aspergillaceae. Bases 1 to 900 code for a protein of 299 amino acids. Gene Ontology annotation, molecular function: pyrroline-5-carboxylate reductase activity.